AUGCCCGUCUACAUGCUCCACGGGUUCCGGUGGCCCCGCGCAGGCUUCACAGGGAUCCGGGUGUAUGUUGUCCUCCACAACCUGGAGGAUGCUGCGGCCGAGUAUAUCCAGCAGCCGCUGACGACGGAGCUGCUGGUGGAAUCCUUCAAGCGCACACAGGCCGAUCUCAUCCCGCGGUUGCCGGAGCUGCACUUCAUCGAAUCCUACGAUCCCACCGACGAGACAAGCAACACGGUCAGUCAGGAUUAUGCAUACGUCGGCGCCAAGGUCGUGACCAUCCCCGAUGGUGGCACGGCGCCGGCUGGUGCGGGCCCCGGCCUGAAUAUCGAAGACGUUGUCGAGCAAGGAUCUGGCUUGUCGGACGAUGCGACAGAGGCCCUGGAGGCCUUACGCGAUCGCCUGGCCCCGGGCGAGAAGAUCGGCUGGUUUAUGGUAUACAAUGGGGACCCGGACCGAUGGUACCCUCCAUCAGACGAGGAUGAGGAAGAAGACUAUUACGAGGAAGUGAGCUAUGUGGAUGAAAAAUCAUCGCAGAGCCAUAUGAGCACAGAGCCGAGCACGCCACAGAGCUAUACGAAUGAGCUCUUCCUGAACCUUGUCCACCCCUUCUCAACCGUCCUUCUUCUCUCCCAAAAUCUGUACCACAAGACCGACCAGCUUCCCUCCGACGAUAAUGAUAUCCCAGGCCCUUACAGAUGCUGGCCAGGUGAAGUCCUGGUCUUUGACACAAUGGUUCUCUCCUUCAUUCUGGUUCAGAAUCGCCAGGGCAAAACGCGCCUGGCGAAGUGGUACGCACCAUACAGCGAUGAAGAAAAAGUCAAGCUGAAGGGCGAAGUGCAUCGCCUGGUCGCCCCCCGAGACCAAAAAUAUCAAUCCAACUUUGUCGAGUUCCGACGCAGCACGAAGGUUGUGUACCGUCGGUACGCGGGCCUGUUCUUCUGCGUCUGCGUGGACGCCAACGACAACGAGCUUGCGUAUCUGGAAGCCAUCCAUUUCUUCGUGGAGGUGCUGGACCAGUUCUUUGGGAACGUGUGCGAGCUGGAUUUAGUAUUCAACUUCUACAAGGUCUACGCGAUUCUGGAUGAGGUCUUUCUCGCGGGCGAGAUUGAAGAGACGAGCAAGCAAGUCGUCUUGACACGACUGGAGCAUUUGGAUAAGCUGGAGUAA
This is a messenger RNA of Penicillium macrosclerotiorum, 1167 nucleotides long. RefSeq names its product AP-2 complex subunit sigma. Lineage: Eukaryota; Fungi; Ascomycota; Eurotiomycetes; Eurotiales; Aspergillaceae. Gene Ontology annotation, biological process: clathrin-dependent endocytosis; protein transport. Gene Ontology annotation, molecular function: clathrin-cargo adaptor activity. The record is from RefSeq and is a predicted model, not a curated record. Gene Ontology annotation, cellular component: intracellular membrane-bounded organelle; AP-2 adaptor complex. The coding region runs from base 1 to 1167 and encodes 388 amino acids. The transcript has 7 exons.